Messenger RNA from Seriola aureovittata, 1912 nucleotides. Its product is annotated as CD63 antigen-like. Lineage: Eukaryota; Metazoa; Chordata; Actinopteri; Carangiformes; Carangidae. The coding region runs from base 117 to 902 and encodes 261 amino acids. Gene Ontology annotation, cellular component: membrane. The record is from RefSeq and is a predicted model, not a curated record. The transcript has 9 exons.
UUCGCGGAUCCUCCUGCUUUCACCUCGCAGCAGCAGCCGGAGUCUCUCGGGACUCAAACUUCAGACAAACUACAGUUUAUUUUUCUUAAAUCUAGUUGUGUUCUUCAGCUGAAAACAUGGCUCAGGUCAACACUUGCCUCAAACGGGUCUUCACCAUCUUCAACGUGUGUUUCGCGAUCAUCGGUGGAGUCAUCAUCAGCCUCGGUCUGCUGUGUCAGAUCCUCACCAGCUAUCAAAGUGUGCAGAAUCGGACCGACGCCCUCGUUGUCUUCUACGUUGUCGGCAUCAUCACCAUGGUGAUCGCCAUCCUGGGAGCCUACGGAGCCCAUAAGGAGAGCAGAGUGUCCAUGAUCAUAUUCCUGGUGUGUAUGGUGGUCGGCAGUCUGCUGAUGCUGAGAGUUGGAGUCCCCUUCGCCGCCGUCCGUCCUCAGUACAAAGAGAUGAUGGAGGAGAAGUUCCGGACCUUUCUGCCUCUGGAUCAGGCUUCAGAUGAGGCAAAGAAUAUGGUCAACAGCUUGCAGAGCACGAUGCACUGCUGCGGUCUGUUCAGCUACACCGACUGGGAGUCCGAUAUCCCCCCCUCCUGCCUGUGUGACCCGUCCGAGGAGGAACAGAUGGGAGCGUGUCGCACCAUCGACUACAGAAGCCUUUUCCAGCAGAAGUCCGUCUACGCCAAGCCCUGCGUUCCCAUCAUCCUUCACUACGUCCUGCUGCUGCUCGACAUCGUGCUGGGCGUCAUCUUCUCUCUGCUCGCGCUGGCGGUGCUGGGCAUGAUCCUGUCCUCCAUCAUCCUCCACCAGAUGCGUUACCCCAACAGACCCACUGUCCUGAUGACGGUGCCCACCAUCUUCACCACGCCGCCACCCAAGUACCAGGAGCUGCACAACCCCCCGACCUACUGAGGGAGCGACUCCAGCUUCCUGUUUACAGUAUCAGGAGGAGGCCAGUUCUUCUGAGGUCAAAGUGCCUCUGGUCUCUGAGGAGAUGCGACUGCAAACAAGUUCAUUUUCUAAUUAAAGAAAAGAAUAGCUGCAACAAGAUUUAUUCUUCUGUCAGAAUCUGCCGUUUAAUUAAGUUUGUAAAUGUUUUUCUAAUCAUCAGAUUAAUAUUCCAUGUUGGUUUUUAAUGAAACAUCGCCAACGUUUGUUUCCAGGUCACAAAAUCUUAUUUAUUUUGGUGAAGAGAAAUUUGAUUUUGGUUACUGAGAAAAUGUGAAAAUGAAAGUUUUGAGCGGCAAAAAUAUUCUCAAAAAAUAAAAACCAUUUUAUUGUUAGAACAAAAUGAGACAUUAAUCCCUAAAAUGUGCCUUUUUUUUUCUCUGAAGUUCGGCUCUAAUCUUUUUCUGUAGAGACGCAAAUACGUUUUUUAAAAUCUUUCCUUUGUCGUCAUGUCGCUUCAAACAAACUAAAACCACUAAUUCUCAUUUUGUUAAAGCAAAUGCAAAAAAUAAACUGGAGGUAGAAGCACUGAGCUCAACCACAGUCGCUUCAAAAGAUUUAGUUUUAUAUAAAAAAAAGUAUUUUUAACAGUGAAAAGCUUAAAUUAUAUUUUUCUUGUUCCGACCCUGAAGGGAUUUAAAUCCACUGUUUGCAGAAAACGUCAUUCUUAUGUCAGUUACUGUAUUUUUUUAAAAAGUUUUUAUAUUCUUUUAUUAUUGUAAGUGAAUGUGACUCUGGGUCUUUUCUCUCUGUUUUGUCUGAUAAUUCACAUUUCUCUUGUAACCAGCAUCGUGUCACAAACAUUCGCUUAAGUGUCGACGAAGAUUUAGACGUGAAAUUAAAAACGCAACAACAGAUAAAACAAAAACUGUCGGAAAGAGAAACUGGAGAAAAGGGAAAUGUUUUUUUAUUUCACGUUUGAUUGUUCUGCUUGUGAAAUGAUUUAAGAAAUAAAACCUACACCAGAAACUGUG